GCCGUUUACAGCGCUCACAGGCAGCGGGCCCCACCCACGUGAAAUCUGGCGGAAGGGAGAGCGAAACGAUGUGACGCAAAGCCGCGCAUUUCUCAAAGGCUCAUUGAGCACCUCCUGAUCACCGAAGUUGCGUCCGCCACUUUCCUUGGUUCGCCAGAGUGCCAUCGCCUUCUAAUCCUUCAGAUGCUCCUUCAAGAGGAAACUGCGCUGAACUUUUGGGAACUGGCGUCCCUUUCGUUCCUGUUGAGAGCGUGGUCCAAGAUAUCCUCUCUUCUCUGGGUAAUAAGUAAUCGGGUGAAUGGGGGUGAGCGUAAAUCCCUUUUGCUUGGAGAUGAUGCGUGAGGUUCGAGCAUUUCAAAAAAAACAUGAAAAUCCUCCUCAACAGCUACUUUGCCACGGCUGGGUGCCUGGCCUUUCGAAGGUAGGUGCACAGGUUGAUGAGGUUGAUUCAAAUGUGAUUCCCAAUUCCCAUUGUCACCGCGAGAAAGAAAAAGAGUGCGUUCUUCUCGCUUCAGUGGAGUUUUCUUGUGGUCGAGUUUGCGCUAAAAAUUGCAGGCGUUUAGGGACAAGAAAUAAGUAAACGGUCAUGGAACGAUGAUAGUGCUUUAUUUCCUGUGACUGAACUCUUGAAUUUUUGUGCGUCCAAAAAUUCCCUGCAGUUUUUCGAUUCGUGCAUAUCCAUGUCAGUUUUGAGCUGAAACUUGUGAGCGUGGCCUUUGGCUUCAGGGUGGGUGCAGUGGGACGACUUCAUGUUUUUUGGAGUUCGUCUCCCGCCCUAACCCUCCCACGAACUCGGGGGUGAGCGUAAAUCCCUUUUGUUUGGAUGAUGUGUUCAAAAGAAGCAUGAAAAUCCUCCUCAACAGCUACUUUGCCACGGCUGGAUGCCUGGCCUUUCGAAGGUAGGGGUGAGCGUAAAUCCCUUUUGCUUGGAGAUGAUGCGUGAGGUUCGCGUAAAUCCCGUUUGCUUGGAGAUGAUGCGUGAGGUUCGAGCAUUUCAAAAGAAGCAUGAAAAUCCUCUUCAUCAGCUACUUUGCCACGGCUGGAUGCCUGGCCCUUCGAAGGUAGGUGCACAGGUUGAUGAGGUUGAUUCAAAUGUGAUUCCCAAUUCCCAUUGUCACCGCGAGAAAGAAAAAGAGUGCGUUCUUCUCGCUUCAGUGGAGUUUUCUUGUGGUCGAAUUUGCGCUAAAAACUGCAGGCGUUUAGGGGUAGGAAAUAAGUGGCACUACCUCACUGCCCACGACUUAGGCUACCGGAUUCUUGGAGAUCGGAAAAGGUGCGUUCGAGAACGCACCAGACGGCAUUUGUUUGAAGGGGAAUUUUCCCUGCACCUCGUUUGUUUUUGCUUCGCCUGGCUACCAGUUCUCUCACUGAGAAUCAACCAUGAUUUGUAUGAAUUGAAUAUCUGGAAAACUUGCACGUGGAGCCUGUGAAAAACAAAAAGGGAUGAAACAACUUAUGCUGAAAAACAUGUUUGCUUGACUCACACAACAUGUCCGACAUGCAAAAACUGCGAAUGAACGGC
Molecule: messenger RNA, 1522 nt
Organism: Durusdinium trenchii
Lineage: Eukaryota; Dinophyceae; Suessiales; Symbiodiniaceae
Source: the annotation of a GenBank genome assembly